Molecule: messenger RNA, 6093 nt
Organism: Ictalurus furcatus (blue catfish)
Lineage: Eukaryota; Metazoa; Chordata; Actinopteri; Siluriformes; Ictaluridae
Product: retinoic acid-induced protein 2
Exons: 2
Coding region: 882-2597 (571 amino acids)
Biological process (GO): animal organ development
Cellular component (GO): nucleus
Source: RefSeq, a predicted model, not a curated record
GUGCAAAUGUAGCUCAAUAACCAGAGAGAGAGAGACAGAUACAGAGAGAGAGAGAUGCAGAAAGAAAGAGAAAGAGAGAGAGAUGCAGAGAGAUACAGAGAGAGAUGCAGAGAGAAAGAGAGAGAGAGACAUGCAGAGAGAGAGAUACAGAGAGAUAGAGAGAGAUGCAGAGUGAGAUAGAGAUACACAGAGGGAGAUACAGAGAGAGAGAUGCAAAGAGAGAGAUACAGAGAUAAAAGAGAUAGAGAUGCAGAGAGAGAGAUACACAGGGGAGAUACAGAGAAAGAGAGAUACAGAGAGAGAGAUGCAAAGAGAGAGAUACAGAGAGCGAGAGAUACAGCGACAUACAGAGAGAGCGCGCUCGAGCUCUGAACCAGGAUUUUACCCACAGCGUCACGCUUAACGCGCGCGCGCGCGCCACUAGUAAGGGGAGGGGGAGGCGUGGGGAAUCGCGAGCUCGGCGGCUCGAGCGCUGCGCGCGCAGCUCGACUGUCACACGGCUCCGUGCUCCUUCUUCAUUUCGGUGGCGUCGGGGGAAGAGAUAAAGAGGCGAGCGCUCGCAUGUCAGCUCUUCUGUGGGAAGAAAAAAAAAUACGACUCGUGUAUUUACCGUCCAGUCGCGCUUGGUUUCGGAAUAACGACACCCUAAACGUCGACGAUUUCAUGGGUCUGCGGGGAGAAAACGGAGCGAGCGGUGACGGAAAAAUCCAGAAAUAAUGCGUGAUUAAACGCCAGCUGAGGCUUGACAUCUCCCUCUUCUUCAUUCGCGUCGAGUUUAUUCGAAGGGUUGGUUCCCAGAAUGCUCUCUGAAAUAUGAAAAAAAUUGGUAUGACGUUUUAGGCCUACAGUACCUGAAGGAGGCUGAAAUCAAAAAAGAGGUGAUGGAGCACCCGUACAAGGACUCGGUCCCAGUAGACAUGGCAAAUCCUCAGGAAGUCUGCAACAGCACUGUGGGUGGGGUUGACAGCAUUGGCAAACUUGAGAGCGAGACCAGUCCAGUAAUCCCCAAUGAGACAUGGAAUGUCAGUUCUCCUACCAUCUCCAAGAGGUCUGUCUCUCCUCUGUUGACGAUUCAGGCAGCUCCUGUUGUUGCUCCCAAUACAGAAUCUACUGGAGGGGUUGCUCUUAAGGUUGCAACCACAGUUCUUCAGCCCAUCUGCUUGGGCGAGAGUCCAGUUGUGCUACCCAUCUUAGCAGGCACAGCAGCUGCUCAAGUUGGGCAGACUGGUACUACGCCAUACCUAAUGACCAGCCAAGGUCCCCUGUCACUACCACUGGUUUUAGAGCAGCAGGUGCUGCAGCACCUGAACCCACAGCUCCUCCAGCAGACUGCCACUUGCCCAGCGCUCUCACUACAGAACAACAUGCUGUGCCAGAACCCUUCAGUCGCUCUUGGACCUCCCCCGUCUCUGGACCCGAAAGGUGGUAGUCCAGUCCUGGAUGCAAGUCUGCUUACCCUUCUCCAGAACCCAAAUUUUGCUGCCAUCUUGCAGGAUCUUUUUCCUGGCCAAGGUAAUACCUCUCCUACAUGUCAUCCAGCAACUUCCCCACAGGCAGACCCUUUCUCAUCUGCCUUUCUCCCCCCUCCACCACUUUCACACCCAUAUAGCUCUCCACUUGCCCCACUAGUGCCUCCAGCCACUUUGCUUGUCCCUUAUCCAGUUGUCAUUCCCCUGCCGGUUCCACUUCCAAUCCCAAUUCCCAUUCCAGUCCCAGUCUCAACUUGUAAGGACACCAAGUUUGACAGUGAACUCUCUAAACCUGCUUGCACUUCAAGUAAGAGCACUCAGACUUCCACUCAUGAUUUCUACCCUACUGUGAUGAUGCCAAGCAAGGACAUGGCAUUCCAACAACCACCUCUUCAGUCGAGUUCUUCCCUAGUGGUGACAGAUGGGGAGGUGCUAGACUUGUCCGUCAAGGCCCCUCAGUCUCAACCACUGCAUAGUUGCAGUUCACAGGAGAUCCAGGCUUUUCAGCAAGACAGUGUACUUGAUCUGUCUGUAUCCAGUGAUAGAAAGACAUGCAUCCAGUCAUGUAGUGUCUAUGGGCCACCACCACCUGACCGAGAGAGAGCCUGCAUCUCUGGAGGGGAUGUCUGUAAUGGAGCGUUGGCUCUGGGGGUCUUGCGACCAGUAGAUUGCACUCCCAAACUGGACUCCAAACUGCUCAGUGGUUUAGCGUCUCUGGAGUUUAGUCGGCAGCACAAGUGGGUGGUGGACAGUGGCAGCAGUGGUUCAGUCACCAGUUCAGUACACAAUGCUGCUCUUGGAAAUAGUGGCAACAUUGAAAUUGUUAGCACUUCACAGACAGCCAAGGUCAUUGUAUCUGUGAAGGAUGCUAUGCCUGCAAUCUUUUGUGGCAAGCUCAAAGGUCUGUCAGGCGUCUCCACAAAGAAUUUCUCUAUUAAGUGUGACGCCAGUCAAGGGGGUUAUGCUGCCCUGCCUAGAUCCCAAGGAGAGCAGCGAGGAGACCCCAGUGACGCACUUAAAAAAAUCCCCAAAAACCGAGCGAUUAAACUGAAGAAGGUCAGCUCCCAGGAGAUCCACAUUCUACCUUUAAAGAAGCAGCGUCUGGCUGCAUUUCUGCCCAGGAAAUAGCAAGGACUCUGGUGUUGAUGGUGUUAGCUAGGGGAUGCCUGUGGGAUGGAGACAGAUUGAAUGAAAUACAGUGCAUACAAAAGCUUGAAGGAAGGAAGGAGGACAUAGAGAUCGAGAAACUGGGAGAGAAGGAGAGCAAGGAAGGAAUUAGGGUUUGUUGAUGCUAAAGGCAUUCCUGGCAGAAACAAGACUUAGACACUCUAAACUGUCCAGAAAUAUUUAGGGCAAUGCUGGCUGCCUCUGGUUUGCCUGGUCGGCAUUUGAUCCAUUCAUUAUAAAGCGAUCAGAGAGAUUGUUUAAGUGGCUGAGUCCACAAGAAAUAGAAUAUACAAGGAGCUGAAAAUGAAAGACUGCAACACUACUGAACAAAUCCCUGACAUUUCCACAUUUAAUUUCCCCCAGAACUGCUCCUCUGCAAUGCAUUUUGAUUUCGGUCACACAUCUCCAUGAAUUAUUCAUGACUUCUCUAAUCUAAAUGUCCAUUAAUAUGCAUAAGCCCAGUUCAGAGAUUGUGCCAGCUGCCAGAAUGAAAUCAGUCCUGUAUUCCUCAUACAAACACGAUGUGAUGAAUUUAAAUUUGUCUCCGUUUGUUUGGCUCAUACCAAAUGCUGUUUGCUGUAAGUUCUUGUGCAGGACUUUCCCCAGGUUUUGUUUCCAAAAUGAACUUUGUGUGAACAGAUUUGUAGUGUUUGCUUGGGGUAGUGUGUGACCUCCAUGCUUUGCCCCGUUAACCGGUAAUCGCUGUAUUAAUCAGUGGAUCAGCUAAGCGGAACAUCCACUUUCAAGGGUGGGGGGUGGGGGGGGGAUUGGGGGGGCGGUAGGGCUAGCAGUUAGCACAGUGGGCUAAUAAUAACUUGCCAAAGCAAAAGGUCUCUGUUUCAUUAACUUUGAUGAUCGGCAGAAACGGUUGUCAGUGGCAACAAAGCAUAAUUUUCAUCCUUCUUUCCGGGGGGAGGGUGAGCGGGAGGGAAAACCACCCUGCCCACCUAUCUCAGUUAGAACGAAAUAAUCACCAGAGGCUUGCGUAUAGCACAGUUAAUGCAAUUUAAAGGAGUUAUUAAUGAUCUUUCUGUGGGUUUUGCUUUUUAAAUUUUUUUUAGAGAGAUAGAUUUUAUGAGCCCUCUGAACUGCAGACCUGCAUUCAUAAUUUCAGGCUUAACUGGUAUUAUCUACUAGUGUUUGUUAUUGCAACAUGUCCGCUUCUAAAAUUGGGUGAGGUAGUUAUUACACCACUAGCUUUUAGUUUUGCUAUACUAAACCCCUAUAAAAUAACAACCAAUAAAUCAAGUUGUUUGUGUUUCAUAUUGCGCUCCCCCCACAUUCCCUGCACAAGCUUUCUGCAUCCGGCAUUGUGUGUUUGUGUGUGUGUGUGUGUGUGUGUGUAACAACUUGAAGCUACUCUCUCACAGUUUAGUGAUUGAAAGAGGACAAUUUAAUGUGAUUUGUUUUCCCCCUCUCAGGUCUCAUUUAGUUUGGUCUAUCAGUGUCAGUUGUAUUUUUGUUUUGUUUUGUUAUUUUUCUCAUAAACAGUGACGUUCUUACUCUAUUGCUCAUGUUUGUGAUUCUGAUAUCAGUUCAGUCCCUUUUCUAGUCCUCUGUUUUUAUGCGAUUACAUUAGGGGUGUAACGAAAUUACCAUAUCUAAUCCAAUCUGUUUAGUGCUCCAAAUAUAUGUAUUAGAUAGACACCCCCCCCCCCCCCCCCUCCAGAGUUGGUGUGUCUGACUCUGACUGUUCCUUGACCUCAGCUACAUUACUCCAUUUCAUAAUUGGUCUGACUAUCCUAAACAGGUAGACACAUCACACAGCAUCGCACGGUCGUGUUAACAAACGUGGCCUUUCUAGCAAGCGUUUAGAACACAUUUAGAACACAUUAUCUGUUCAGUUCAAACAAUGUAUUCAAAUCCCUAAUUUACAUAUGCAUAUGCCAUAGGUUACGUGUUGUACUGAUAGAGCCCCGGGUAUCAGUACUUUUAUUGGAAUUGUGUGUGUGUGUGUGUGUGUGUGUGUGUGUGUGUGGUGAUGAGGAGGGCUUUGCUGCUCUGAAAUUCACUGUGUUAAUUCACCCUUAGUGGCUAAUCUACAGAACAUUCACCUCAUGUGUGUUUCCCAGUCCACACUGCACCACACAACUGAGUGUUUUUAUUUCCUGCUCCAACACACACCUUUAACCUCUCAAAGGGCUUGAUUAUGAGACGAUGUGUCGAUACAGCUGUGUGAGAUCAGGGAAACCUUAAACUAAAGGAGCAGAAUUGGGAAACCCUGCCUUAAUAUAAGCAUGUUUAUGUAACAUUAUUGUGGUGAAGGCAUGAAGGAUAUAAGAAUGAAGCAGUCAGAAAUGAGAUGAAGGAAAAAGCACCCUCAAAAAAAAGAAGGGGGGAUGAAAAUCCCACAAAACAGUAUCAAUGAAGUGUCUCUUUUCCACUACGCUGUGGUAGCUUAAAAGGCUUAGCAGACCUUUUGGUCUGUGCCGCUCAGAUUCUCACACACAACACUAAUUUAGUCAAAGCCACAGAAACGCCCAAUGAGCCGAAAAACUACCAACUAGACAUGACAUCAAAAAGCUGACUUUGAAGCUCAGCAAAGCAAUUUUCUCAAACUCGACUCACAAUCUGUAAUUCAGUAUUGUAAAUGAACGGCUCUCUUUACGUAAAGUUAUACGUCAGUUUCUUGAACGCAGCACGAGGUAAUUAUGCCUCGUAGUUUUUUUAUUCCCGCACGGCGAAGGGGAGGAUCACUAGACCUGCAUGCCUUCGGGCGUGUUUAGAGUGCCAGAGUGCGUUUAUUCAUAAAGCAGCUCAGAGCCGAAUCACUUAUCCACGGCCUGCUUUUACGACGCGUAUAGGGAAGAAAUCCGGAAAAGGAAUCAAAAGAUUAUAAUAAAGAUGUUUAUUAUAAUGUCGAUCUGAAAUAUAAUGUUCUCUCAUCUGCAAAUAUGACUUUAUUUAAAGACUAAUCCUAGCACAAAAAUUAGCUGAAAAUUUCCAGUAGAGACAUUAAAACAAUUAUUUAACAGUUAUGUGAUUCCUUGUCUGAUCAGACACAGUGAUUAUAUAUAUGUAUGUAUCAUAUAAAAAUACGCAUCUUUUUGGAGUUUAUCAAAUUGAAUUUCUGCCAAAACUCAUCAGCAUUAAGUAGCUGUAGAUCCGUAACGUGUUAGCAGUGCGCACCGACGUCGUUUUCGGAGAGAAACACGCAACCAUUGCACAAAUACUGAAUCCUUUGUGUGUGUGUGUGUGUGUGUGUGUGUGUGUGUGUGUGUGUGUGUGUGUGUGUGUGGGGGGAAAACCUGACUUUAUGAUGUGAACCAAUUCACACACACGUCCUUCCUACUCAAAAGUCUGAGUCUGUACACGACACUUUGUGGGAGUUGAUAUUCUGGGAGUAUUCUGUGGGAGUUUUUUAUUUUAUUUUAUUUUAUUUUUUAAAACAUGUUUUGUAAAUAAUGGAGCAAUGUGUUAAGGACUAAAUGAAAAAUAAUAAAAAAGAGAAGAUGGC